GCAUGUACCCAACUAACGGUGCUACGUCUAGCACAAAAUAUGAUCACGGGUUCCAUACCUCCAGUCAUUUCGAAAUUGUCCAACCUAGAACAACUAAGACUCGAUUCUAAUCAUCUCAGCGGUGAGAUUCCACCAGAAAUCUGCACUUUAGCAAAUCUAUAUAGCCUUAACUUAUCAUCAAACCAAUUAUCUGGAUCCAUACCUACACAGGUAGAAAAGCUAAGCAAUCUAGGAUACCUUGAUAUAUCUGGGAACAUACUGAGUGGAUUAAUACCCGAGGAACUAGGAGCAUGCAUGAAACUACAGUCCCUGAAGAUCAACAACAACAACUUUGGUGGGAGCUUGCCUGGUGCGAUUGGAAAUUUAGCAGGCUUGCAGAUCAUGUUAGAUGUGAGCAACAAUAACCUCAGUGGUGUGUUGCCGCAACAACUUGGGAAGUUGCAGAUGCUAGAAUUUCUGAAUUUAUCACAUAAUCAGUUCAGUGGCAGCAUUCCAUCCUCCUUCGCAGGCAUGGUGAGCCUGUCAACACUCGAUGUGUCCUACAACGGCUUAGAAGGACUGGUGCCAACAACACGGCUACUCCAAAAUGCUUCAGCAAGUUGGUUUCUUCCCAAUAAGGGUCUGUGUGGUAACCUCUCUGGCCUGCCACCUUGUUAUUCAACCCAAGUAGCUGCUCACCAAAAAGGGAAGAUACUUUGUUUGCUUUUGCCAAUUGUUCUUGUGAUGGGUUUCAGCAUUGUUGUUACAAUUGCUGUCAUAAAAAUGAUUAGUCGAAACAAGAGUAAACCACAAGAAAAUGUUACCGCUGAAGCAAGGGACCAAUUCUCUGUUUGGAAUUUCAACGGAAGAUUGGCAUUUGACGAUAUUGUAAGGGCAACAGAAGACUUUGAUGAUAAGUACAUCAUUGGAAUGGGGGGAUACGGCAAAGUCUACAAGGCACAACUCCAAGAUGGGCAGCUGGUUGCUGUGAAGAAGCUUCAUCAGACCGAAGAAGAGUUGGAUGACGAAAGAAGAUUUCGUAGUGAGAUGGAAAUCUUAUCGCAGAUCCGACAACGAAGCAUCGUCAAAAUGUAUGGAUUCUGCUCCCAUCCAGCGUAUAAAUUUCUUGUCUACGACUACAUUCAGCAGGGCAGCCUCCAUAGGAUACUGGAAAAUGAGGAGCUAGCAAAGGAAUUCGAUUGGCAGAAGAGAAUUGCUCUUCCAAAUGAUGUGGCUCAAGCAAUAUCUUAUUUGCACCACGAAUGCAGUCCACCUAUAAUCCAUCGAGAUAUCACGAGUAACAACAUCUUACUUGAUACAACCUUCAAGGCUUUCCUCUCGGAUUUCGGCACAGCAAGGAUUCUUAAGUCUGAUUCAUCAAACCGGAGUGCACUAGCAGGAACGUAUGGCUACAUAGCUCCUGGUAUGUGCUAGUAUAACCUUUCUUGUCACCACACAAGCAUUCAGCUCUAUCAAUUUGUUCCUAAUCCUAAUGUUCUUCUCGAUGUUGUGCAGAAC
Aegilops tauschii subsp. strangulata is the source of this 1497-nucleotide messenger RNA. The record is from RefSeq and is a predicted model, not a curated record. Lineage: Eukaryota; Viridiplantae; Streptophyta; Magnoliopsida; Poales; Poaceae.